AGUGAGGGAGAGAGAGAGAGAGAGAGAGUAGUUUUCUCUGACAUUAUAGAGACUCCUACCACCUACUGUAGGUUACUUUUUUUCCUCCCGGCGACGUCCUCUGCUAAGUUGCGCUCCUGGAUUUUAAGUGCGUCUUGGCGAAGUCCGUCCCCAUCAAGCAGCGGCUUCAACCUUCCUGUCAAUCGGCCGGACCAGACAGCCGGCGGACCGCUUGUUGUAUCUUUCACUUCACCCGGACAAGAUUUCAUGCGAAAUAAAGUACGGAUGCUGGAAUCUUUGAGUUGAUUGGAACAAAUAGAAAGCAGAAAAAAAGAGACAGAUAAAGGAAGAGCAGAAGAGUGAAGGGAAAGAAGAAGAGAAAGAAGACGAAAGAGGAGAGAAAAGAAAGCAUAAAGUUCUUUAGAAAGAGGAGAGAAAGAAAGAGACGGGGACGAUGGGGAGGAAAAAGAUUCAGAUCACGCGGAUUAUGGAUGAACGCAACAGACAGGUGACAUUUACAAAGCGAAAGUUUGGCCUGAUGAAGAAGGCGUAUGAGCUGAGUGUGCUGUGUGACUGUGAGAUUGCCCUGAUCAUCUUCAACAGCACCAACAAGCUGUUCCAGUAUGCCAGCACAGACAUGGACAAGGUCCUGCUUAAAUACACCGAGUACAACGAGCCCCAUGAGAGCAGGACCAACUCCGAUAUUGUGGAGACAUUGAGAAAGAAGGGCCUAAAUGGCUGUGACAGCCCAGACCCCGACGCAGACGACUCGGUCGGCCACAGCCCCGAGUCCGAGGACAAGUACAGGAAAAUAAACGAGGACAUUGAUCUGAUGAUCAGCAGACAGAGACUGUGUGCAUUAAGCAAGAAGGAGAACAAAGGCGGCGAGAGCCCGGAGCUCGAGUCUGCUCUCAUCCUCACCCCACGCACUGAGGAGAAAUACAAACAGAUAAACGAGGAGUUUGAUCACAUGAUUAAAACUCAUAAGAUACCUCAGGCCGUGCCCCCAUCAAACUACGACAUGCCCGUGUCCAUUCCCGUUAGCAACCAGAACAAUCUCAUUUACAGCCAUCCCGGUGGGUCCCUAGGCAACCACAACCUGUUGCCACUGGCGCACCAUGGCCUACAGAGAAACAGCAUGUCUCCCGGAGUUACACACAGACCCCCCAGUGCAGGUAACACAGGUGGCCUCAUGGGUGCUGACCUCACCACUGGCGCAGGCACCAGUGCUGGAAAUGGAUAUGGGAACCACCGCAACUCGCCUGGUCUGCUGGUCUCUCCAGGUGGCAUGAACAAGAACAUGCAGGCAAAGUCUCCCCCACCCAUGAACUUAGGCAUGAACAAUCGCAAACCUGACCUACGCGUGCUCAUCCCUCCUGGCGCCAAGAACAACAUGCCCUCCAUCAACCAGAGAAUAAACAACUCUCAGUCUGCUCAGUCAUUGGCCACCCCAGUGGUAUCAGUAGCAACUCCCACUCUACCAGGACAAGGCAUGGGUGGUUACCCAUCUGCCAUCUCUGCUUCUUAUGGUACCGAGUAUUCCCUGAACAGUGCAGAUCUGUCCUCCCUGUCCGGCUUCAACAGUGGCAGCUCCCUUCACCUCAGCUCAAUGAGUGGGUGGCAACAGCAACACCUUCAGAACAUGCAGCAUUCAGCCCUCGGCCAGCUAGGAAAUUGCUCUAGCUCUCACUUAUGUCAGGGUUCAAAUCUCUCCCUGCCCUCUGCUCAAAGCCUGCACAUCAAGUCCGAACCUGUUUCUCCUCCUAGAGAUCGCACCAGCAGCACACCGGGGGGCUACGGUGGUGGGGUACCACCUCCCCAGAACCCCUCGUCCCGCCAGGACUCGGGACGCUCCCCUGUUGACAGCCUGAGCAGCUGUAGCAGCUCCCAUGAGGGCAGCGACCGUGAUGAGCACAGGAAUGAGUUCCACUCACCUCUGGGACUGGCCCGGCCCGCCCUGGAUGAUCGCGAGAGCCCCUCCAUCAAACGGGUGCGCCUGUCAGAAGGAUGGGCGACAUGAUAGCUCUGUCCUCUCCCCCGCGGUGCCCCGAGUUGCCCUGAGCCCCCCCCGACAACGCAGCGUUACGAUGCCCCCCAAAUCAGCUCCCUCCUCUUCCUCCUCUCACUCGAUAUCACGAGUCACUCACCACCCAACCCCAUGGCCUCUCUCCUUUUAUCUCUUUAACGCUGAAGGAAAGAAAAAGGGACAACCCUUUUCAAAAAUCUGUUUGUAAUUUCUUUUCCUUUUUUUUAUUUUCUUUUUUCUUUUUGCUGAGUGUGUGCGUGCUAUACAUAUUGACAUUAUAUAAACCAGUGGGGUGUUAUAAUGGGGUUUUGGGAGGGUGGGUGUUGAUUGGGAUGGGAUCAGGGGGUAUUUUUGUUGGGGAACUAUGCAUAAAUUGUAUUGUGUGUGGAUAAAAAGAAUCACGUAUGCAUAUAUCUUUACACGUGUGUGUAUGUGUACAUAUAUGCAUAUCAACAAAUAAACAAAAAAAAUAGUCAGGUACUCUGUUUCAUAAAACGUACUUACAAUUUGCCUCAGCGAUAUAUCAGUGACUAGAGACAAAAAAAGACAGAAAAAAAAAAAAAAAA
Molecule: messenger RNA, 2571 nt
Organism: Seriola dumerili (greater amberjack)
Lineage: Eukaryota; Metazoa; Chordata; Actinopteri; Carangiformes; Carangidae
Gene: mef2cb
Product: myocyte enhancer factor 2C
Exons: 11
Coding region: 434-1999 (521 amino acids)
Biological process (GO): positive regulation of transcription by RNA polymerase II; cell differentiation; heart development
Molecular function (GO): DNA-binding transcription factor activity, RNA polymerase II-specific; protein dimerization activity; RNA polymerase II cis-regulatory region sequence-specific DNA binding
Source: RefSeq, a predicted model, not a curated record